Molecule: messenger RNA, 3750 nt
Organism: Cladocopium goreaui
Lineage: Eukaryota; Dinophyceae; Suessiales; Symbiodiniaceae
Source: the annotation of a GenBank genome assembly
AUGCAGUAUCGAAAACUGUCCUCCGAUGGUAUUUCUACAUGCACACUGCCUUCGGGGGAAAAACUUCUGAAGGUGGAGUCCCACGUCCUGGAAAGCAUGACGCAUGAGGCGAUUGUAGAUGUGCAGCAUCUCUUCAGACCUGCUCACCUUCAAAUGCUCUCCAACAUCCUGAAGGACCCGGAGGCAUCUUCCAACGAUCGCUUUGUGGCAUUGGAACUGCUGAAGAAUGCAUGCGUUGUCGUGCCACACAACCUCUCAGGUGCUCUGGAACAAAUCAAUGAUGGUCUAGGCACUUUGCUCCAUCUCCUGCAGCAAAGUUGUUCGGAACAGCAGCAGCUGAAGAACUUGGCAAUUGUGAAUCGGGACAUGAUGCUUCGGCAAGAGAGGCGAUUGAAAGAGAUGGGGGAGGAGCUAUGGCCAGGGCUCCACAAGCGAAAGGCUGAGGUCACCUUUGCCAGUGAUGUGGAGGACCAAGACCUUCAUGAUCAUGAAAAAGACGAUGAGAUCGAGCACGACAAAGACAUACCAAGCACAUGUCCCAGAUGCGAGGUUCCAAGAGGAUGCACUGCGCCGGAAUGUCGCAGGGUGCAGCUCACACAAGUUGCCCAAGUAGCUUUAGAGAUUCCCAAAGAAGAGCUGGUGUCACAAAAAGGUUCUGAGACUGUUGGCCCUCGGGUCAGCAAGGCCAUUACAGCACGAAGCUCUCCAAGAUUCGGCCAAAGGUUCGUUACCAACGAGACAUCACAGGAUACCGUGACCUUUGAAAUUGCAGGACUGGCCUCCACAGCCUCACCCAGAAGAACAAUCGUACGCUCGGCCAGGCAAAUGGCGAGCAACACUGCUUUGGGUCGCUACUUCUUCGACCGUUUUUUCAGUGCGAUAGAGGAACCUGAACGAACUGGCAUCUUGGCACGAGUGGUGAACAGCAAUCGAUUCGGCAGCCUUUGCAUGAUGGUGAUCCUUCUGAAUGCUAUUCUCAUCUCCUUUAUGUCAGACCAGGAGAUGAAGCAUCCAGGUGCACCCACUCCCUACGCUUUGAUGAUGAUCGAACUGGGCUUCGCCUGUUUCUACGCAGUGGAGCUUCUGCUGAAACUGGCAGUGCAUCGUCUUUAUUUCUUCAUCAACGACGACAUGCGAUGGAACAUAUUCGACAUCUCGUUGGUUAUUUUCUCAGGGGUUGAGAUCACAUCCUCCUUCGUCAUGUUCUCCGAGGGAGUUGCGAGGGAGGGUAUGAACCUGACCUUCCUUCGCCUGCUGCGCUUGUGCAAGAUAGCAAAGGUGCUUCGUGUGUUGCGAACUCUGCGAUUCUUCCGAGAGCUGCGGCUGAUGUUGGACUGCGUCCUGGGAUCCGUUUUAAAUGCCAUUUGGUGCAUAGCCAUGCUAUUCUUCGUCAUGUUUAUAUUCUCGUUGCUCUUGGUGCAGGGAUUGGCCGACUACUUGGGAGAAUAUUCCAGAGAAAACGGACUGCAAAGCCUGGAGGAUCCGCAUGUAGGAACACUGCUGACCCUGUUUCAAUCCACGACCUCUGGUAUAGACUGGCGGGACUGCUAUCUGAUGGAGCUGCAGCGGUUGUUCGUGAUUAUUCUUGCCGUGGUUAUGGACGGUUCUGGCAUGCUCUCUGCUGUGUUCUUGCUCUUUGUCAGUCUUUUUACAAUAUCGGUCUGGAACAUUGUAACGAGUACGUUCGUUGAGAAGGCACUAAAGAUAGCGCAGCCAGAUUUGGAGUCUUUGGUAAUGGAACAUCAUCUCAAGGACGUUCAAGACGCACAAGCACUUCUGGAGCUCUUUUGCAGUCGACUUGGCUGUUCUGACUCGUCAAGCAUUUGCUAUGCGCAGUUCAAGCUUCUGACCGAACAGCACAAUUUCAGAACAUACCUUUCAGCACGUGGCAUCGACAUCAAGAACGUUGAGGUCUUCUUUCGCAUGCUGGCGACCGCUAGCGGCAACUCGGAAGUCGAGCUGAAGGUACUUGCCAAUGCACUAGUUCGCAUGAAAGGCUUUGCGACUGCGAUUGACCUCCAGACGUUGAGCUUUGAGACCAAGAUAACUUUGUCCAAGCAGGCCAAAGCCGUCAAGGAGCUUGGUCGGCAUCUUCGGCGAAUUGAGAGACUGCUUGAUCCAGGAGCAAAGUCAGGUUCGCAGCGUUCACUUCCUGAUGACAAACCAACCUUGUUGAAGCCAAGCUUUUCGGAGAAGGACUAUCUGUUUCGGCGGGCAAGGCGCACUUUGCCGAGAUCCAUUUGCAAAACAAAGAUACGAGAAUUUCCAGCCAUGGUCAAGCGUGGAACUCACGUCCUCACAGAUGGACGAGAUGAGGAGUUCAUUUCGCGCGGAGUCUACAAAGCCUAUUCAGAGGGCUACUUGAGAUACUCCCAGGUCGCACCACUGAGUAUGUUCGAGGAGGCCAACACGAAGACAAAUCUUCCUGCACAAAUCGACAUGCUCAGUCAGCAUGGCAACACAUACGACGUGCUCUACAUUGCAAAAGGGGGUGGCAGCGCCAACAAGACACAGCUUUUACAGAAGACAAAAGGUGUGCUCAAUGAAAAGGCCUUCAUGGACUUUGUCACUGAGCAAGUCCAGAACAUCGGCACGGCCGCCUGCCCUCCGUACCAUCUUGCACUGGUUGUUGGUGGCCUCUCUGCAGAGCAGAAUCUGAAGACCGUCAAGUUGGCAAGCUGCAAAUACCUCGAUGGUUUGCCCACCUCUGGGAACAAGUUGGGAAGAGCCUUUCGGGAUGUGGAGUGGGAGGAGAAGAUUCGCAGGUUGUCCCAGGAACUUGGCAUUGGAGCCCAGUUUGGCGGCAAGUACUUCUUGCACGAUGUCAGAGUGGUUCGGCUUCCACGCCACGGUGCUUCCUGUCCAGUUGGAAUCGGAGUGUCAUGCUCGGCAGACAGGCAAGCCAAGGCGAAGAUCACUGAGGAAGGUGUUUUCCUCGAAAAGCUUGAGACAGACCCAGCAAAGUAUUUGCCUGACAUCACAGAGAAGUCCUUGGAGAAAGGAGGAGAAAUUGUGAAGGUAGACUUGAACAAGCCAAUGGAGGAGAACCUCAAGUUCCUGAGCCAGUUCCCAGUUUCCACACGUCUGGCAUUGACUGGAACAAUCAUUGUAGCACGAGAUAUUGCCCACGCUAAGAUGCAGGAAAUGCUGGAUUCGGGCAAAGGAUUGCCAGAUUACAUCAAGCAAUAUCCUGUGUAUUAUGCUGGUCCAGCAAAGACGCCGGCUGGAAUGCCAUCUGGAUCCUUUGGGCCGACGACCUCGGGCCGAAUGGACCAGUAUGUGGACACUUUCCAAUCUCAGCGUGGUUCGAUGAUCAUGAUCGGGAAGGGCAACAGAUCCAAAGAUGUCACCAAUGCGUGCAAAAAACACGGAGGCUUCUACCUUGGUUCGAUUGGUGGAGUGGCUGCCACCUUGAGUGCAAACAGCAUCAAGAAGGUAGAAGUUCUUGACAUGGAGGAGCUGGGAAUGGAGGCUGUUUGGAGGAUUGAAGUUGAAGAUUUUCCAGCCUUUGUCGUUGUUGACAACAAGGGAAAUGACUUCUUCAAAAAGUGGUCCAAGGAGGCAGCCAAAGAACCUGAAACAGACUCCUUCUUUGAUGAGGCCAAGAACUUCUUCCAUGGCCUCGACAAGGAUCAGAACGGCAAGCUUGAUGUCAAAGAAAUCAUGGCUGGCUUGAGCAUCAACCAGGAGAAGGCUUCUUCAGAACACUGUGAACCCAGUGAAGCCAUGUUCAUUUUACUCGCAGGAUGA